CAGAAAGUAUUAGCCUGGUUACUCAGUCUCAGCAGAAACAGGGCGGUGCUGUCCAAAAUCCACCUCUGCGACUCCGAGUGACUUUCGAUCUUGGUUGCGCUCCUUCAGUCGGGAAUGCAGCACCGCCUCAGCCAUGCGCAAGAGAGGCGCGCCACGGACAUCCUGUGACCUGUGCCGCAGGCGCAAGAUAAGAUGUGAUCGGCUCGAGGGUGCCAUUGGGGAGACGUGCAGCUUCUGCGUACAGCGACGCACCGUCUGUUCCGUGUCCGCGGAGGGCGCCAGGUCGGGUCGCUUGCAUGGCCGAGACGUGCGGCACCCCAGUCCUCCAGUAGAGGUGGAGAGCGCAGGCCCGACCGUGGAUCUCGACGAUCUCUUCCAGGACAUCUUCGAGGCGAGGGUGCUGCUGCCAUGCGACGACACGCUGCGCUUCACACCCAUCAAUGAAGCGAUAGGUCUCGCUAACCCCCUCGCCAUCGCGGCAGCCGCCUCUCCCUCGACGCCGUCCACGGGCAUCGACUGGCAACAAGAGGUUCCCUUGGGUUUCAGUGGCCUGACACGAGCACUGCUCGAGCAAAGCGUGAUGCACUAUCUCGAACACGUCGACCCCACGCUUCCCAUCCUGAAUACGUCCCUCUUCCAGUCGCAGUACUCGGCCUACCUCGCCGUGCUUUCCCCCAGCAGUGGAGGAGCCAGCGACAGCCCUGCGACGACAGCAUUCGAGCUGCUUCUGCUCGCCGUGGCUGCCAAGGGGAUGGGCUUUCUCAUCACUUGCCCCACCCGGCACGCGGUCCAGCAGCAGAUCCUGAUGCGCAUCGUGGCGCUUAUCGAGGCGCACGAGGAUCCCCUCGAAGCCUAUGGCCUGGCGUUGCUGCAGACAAUCGUCAUCGUCUCGGACAUUGUCAUGAUCGAGACCAAACAGCAGGCGUGGCUGCAGCAGUACCCAAGCCCGCUCAAGGUCCACCCGCUGAGCCACGAGGCACUCGUCCAUCUCGCCUUGCAGCUCCUUCGUCGUCGCACCAAGCACAGCCAGCGACUCGAGACGCUCGAGCUGUCUCGUGACAUGCAGCACCUGGCCGAUCGCACGGCGCUUCUCAAAGUCGUCUUCAUCCUGGAUGCGCUGCGCACGCGUGCGGGCCAGGUGCCCAUGAUCAAGGACGAGCAAGUCGUGUCGUUCCUGGGCCACGAGCGCAGGACCGACGGUGUCGACGACUGGAUCGAAGCACUCGUCGUUCUGGCUCGCAUCUCUCGCACUUUGCAGUUUCUCUGCUACGCGAGGAGCGCCGCCAGGUCCGGAAUCCAGGGUAGAGCGCUUCUGGACAUCCUGGAUCGCUUGGCACAGUGGCAUGCUGUCCUGCCCGUGGCCUUGCAGUGUGGCACCCACGUGCCCAUUGCUGCUGCUGCUUCUACUGCUGCUGGUGCUGGGACGCCGUCGAUUCAAGCGGCCAUCCUUCGCGCGCUGUGGCUCUCCAAGUUUCUGGUCUUGCAGUCCGUCAUUGUGACCCACAGCAUCCUCGGCGAGCCCUUUAUUCAGCACGAGGUACGCCAGACGGUGGCGCUGCGAGCAAACAUGGCCUUUAUGGAGACAGUCUAUCUGGCCUCUGUCUGCACGGAGCUGGGCUUCUUUGAUCGCACGUUUGAAAUCACGCGAAACUUGGCGGCCGCCUGCACCCGGCGAGCAAUCGAGCGACUGCACCGCUGGGAAGAAGAAUUAGACGACGAGAGCAGCAGCAGCAGCAGCAGCAGCAGCGCGGCAGUCACGGUCUGGUGCGGCGACGAGGAGGAGCUCAUCAGCCACAUCGAAGUGCUUCUGGGCGCAGUCGAGAGUGCGAGGAGCUCACUCGACACGGCAGGCAUCGUGCUGCAGCUGCAAGAGGCACUCAAGGCGACCAACAGGCCUCCGCUGCAUACCGGCCGAACGCAUCAGUGUGGCUAUUGCACGCCACGCCUCGACGCCACGUCCCAGUAUCAACAGACAAGAUGACAUGUCCUGAAGCUCGCUUAUCAACGACGGCCGUCUUGUAUACCCCGGUCUUGUGUGUUCAUAGGACGUUCACAUACUCAACAAUGUCCUUGCAUUUCACUACAUGUACAGAUUUCCACUCGCUUCAAGACGAAAGAGCCCGUGUAUGCCGGAUGUGGUAG
Molecule: messenger RNA, 2142 nt
Organism: Acaromyces ingoldii
Lineage: Eukaryota; Fungi; Basidiomycota; Exobasidiomycetes; Exobasidiales; Cryptobasidiaceae
Exons: 1
Coding region: 134-1981 (615 amino acids)
Biological process (GO): regulation of DNA-templated transcription
Cellular component (GO): nucleus
Molecular function (GO): zinc ion binding; DNA-binding transcription factor activity, RNA polymerase II-specific
Source: RefSeq, a predicted model, not a curated record